AUGCGUCUGUCUGAGUGCUUUGGUCGCCGAAAUGCACUCAUCGUCAAUGGAUGGAUUAAUGUAUUUGGUGCUCUACUAGAAUACUUUUCUAAAGCGAUGGCAUCGCCUGAGUUGCUAAUUUUCGGUCGGCUGGUACUUGGAGCAGUAAUGGGACUUUCGACAGGGUUGGUGCCUAUGUAUUUAAUGGAAAUCACUCCUACAAAGUAUCGAGGAGCGGCUGGCACUCUUCAUAUGGUGGCAGUUGCAUUUUCUGAUUGGUUUUCACUCUUUAUCGGAUUACCUGAGAUUCUAGGAAACACGCAAAGUUGGCCUCUAGCAUUUGCAUUCCCAGGCAUUCCUGCACUCAUGCUUUGUUGUAUUCUUCCAUUUUGUCCUGAAAGUCCAAAGUUUACUCUCUUCACGCGUGGAGAUGCUUCAAAGGCUGUCUUAGAUCUAAAACGAUUUGUAGACGAUAAUGAGGCGGAAUAUAUGUUUGAAGCUUUGGAACGUGAAGCUAUAAUGAUUAAUGAAGGCCCAGGAACAUAUAAACAAAUAUUCACCGAGCGUUCGCUUCGAGUACCUCUACUAAUCUCUAUUAUGGUAAUGAUCACUCAACAAUUUACGGGUUGUUCUGCUGUUUUUGCCUAUUCGACAGAUAUGUUUUUGAAUGCAGGAAUUAGAGGUCAAAUGGCAAGAUUCAGCACUCUAGCUGUUGGAAUAGCGUACUUUUUGUUUGCAUUAACUGCCCCUUUUUUGAUUGAACGCGCCGGACGGAGAAUUCUUCUGAUCUUUCAAUUAUCAAUGUGCUCGUUAUCACUCACACUUCUCAGCUUCUUUAUGUGGCUACAAAAUUUUGGAGGGCAUGUUUGGGCUGGCUAUGCUACCAUAGGUGCUCUAAUUUUCUACAUGUGUGUAUACGGUAUUGGUUGCGCAGUACCAUGGCUAAUAACUGGAGAAUUAUUUCCUACCAAAUACAGAGCUUCUGCAAUUACUGUCGCGGUUUCCGUUGCCUGGUCUUUAUCCUUUGUUGUCUCUACGUGUUAUCUACCUUUUCAGCAGCUUGUUGGCAAUUCAUUAAGCUAUGUACCUUUUAUUAUUGUCAGUGGAUGUGGAGCUGUUUUUGUAUAUUGGGUUUUACCAGAAACACGAGGCAAACAAGCAAUGGACAUUGUUCGGGAAAUCCGACAGAGGGCCAGAUCACUAACUAGCGGUCAAUCACCAAUGCGAAUUCAACCAGUAAAGGAUACUCGAUUUUGUGAUGAGACAACUCCAUUGUUAAGGUAG
Molecule: messenger RNA, 1263 nt
Organism: Meloidogyne enterolobii
Lineage: Eukaryota; Metazoa; Nematoda; Chromadorea; Rhabditida; Meloidogynidae
Source: the annotation of a GenBank genome assembly